Molecule: messenger RNA, 893 nt
Organism: Eucalyptus grandis
Lineage: Eukaryota; Viridiplantae; Streptophyta; Magnoliopsida; Myrtales; Myrtaceae
Exons: 3
Coding region: 75-605 (176 amino acids)
Molecular function (GO): calcium ion binding
Source: RefSeq, a predicted model, not a curated record
CAAGUUGCUAUUAGCAACAGCACUUGCACACAUCCUCAAAGAGGGAAGCAAAGGAGAGAAAGAGGGGGAGAGGGAUGGACAUGGCCUUGGAGGCCUUGGAGGCCUUGCCGACCGAGCUAAGCAAGCCCGUCUCGGCAGACAUAGAUAGAGAAAAGGUUCGCGAGGCUGCAGCUGCUCACUUCGAGGACUUGACGGCGGACCAGAAGGAGGCGGCCAGGAGCCUCUUCGACACCAUGAACAAGGACAAGAACGACAAGAUAAGUAUCCACGAGUUCAGGACCUUCCUGAGCGAUGCCGGGCUCCGUACUGUCAACCCUGAUGAUCUCUUCGCAGAGCUGGACAAGGACGACAACAAGAAUCUCAGUUUUGAGGAACUAAUCACCUUCUUCUACGUCCUCAGCCGCGACGAGUAUAAACACCUAUUAAAACGCAGGCCUAGUACUGAUGUACGCGGUCAACAGGCGAGAACCGGGCGUGGGACGGAGGGAGAAGCUAAUGACGAAGGGCGGAAAUGGACCAAAAUCUUGCCGCAGCUGUACGACAAGUUUAAGGGCACGUACAACCUUGAAGAGUGGGUGAGCGAGAACUCAUGCACCAUCAUUUAGGGGAGCUACGAGCACUGUCGCCCCGUUGAGGACAUGGAGCGCCACUUCCUUUCGAGGAAAAGAAGAAAGUUCCUGUGUUGUGUCAUCAGUGUGUUGUGUGUUGUAUGUUGUGUGUUGUGUGCUGUGUGCUGUGUGCUGUAGGCUGCGUGCUGGAAAUAAAGAAGCAUGGCGAGUUCUUGUUCGCUUGUUCUCUGUUGCAUUCUCAUCCAUGGUUCAUCUCAUAAUGUAACUUCAUGAGUUCAUAUUGAGAAUUUUGAAUAAUGACAAAAAAGGAGAAACAAAUCGAAA